Lactuca virosa is the source of this 498-nucleotide messenger RNA. Lineage: Eukaryota; Viridiplantae; Streptophyta; Magnoliopsida; Asterales; Asteraceae. The record is from the annotation of a GenBank genome assembly.
AUGAGUCUGGUUAAGUCACUGCGCGCCCGAAAGUCAACCGCAACUCGAGCACCGACCCGACCGAAGAUUCGUCAACAAGAUCGGAGACUAGAGAGGAAGAGGACAACGAGAAAGAGUGCGCCAGUGUCGAGAGAAGUAUUGAGGUUUGAGUGUCCAGAACCCGUGCCAACACCUCCCGCACCAAGGAACAAGCGUCCCGAACCUAGUCAGCCUCGACCCCCAGUCAUAGGGAUGCCUUAUAUACGAGCAACCGGGUUGAGUUGUCUGGAGCGACGCAACAUGGAGGACAUGGCCCGAGACCUGCAUGAUGCCCGUAGUUGGAUUGCUUAUCAUCAUCACAACAUUGCCGACAUGUCAGACGUGGUGGAUGCGGUGUGUAGUUAUGCAUACUCCGCCCAGAGGACUGCAAUCAGAGCUAUGAUUACUAGCGCUGUAGCCGGAGGGCUAGCAUUGAUUCUGGCAGUGGCACUUGUCUGGGUGAUUGUGUUUUGGGGUUGA